UAGAUACAUAUAGGUAACCCAUGUUUACAGCUUCAGUUUUCUAAAUGCUUUGUAGCACAUUUCAUGAAUAUGCUGCGGCGUUCAAGAUAUUCAAGUUACCAAUUCAUCCUAUUACCGUACAAACAACGCAGUUUUCUCGGAGCGCCAUGGCAGGAGCUGAAACCCCAAAAUUGGCAGGUUCAGAGUUGAGACAUGAUUCAAUUCUAAACAAAUGGGUUAUCAUUUCUCCUGCCAGAGGCAAACGCCCCUCUGAUUUUAAAUCUACCGUAAAUACUUCAAACCAAUCUGCAGGCCCCUGCCCGUUUUGUCUCCAUCAUGAACACGAAUGUGCUCCUGAAAUCUUCAGAAUCCCUGAAAACGUUUCGGAGUGGAAAGUAAGAGUUAUAAAAAAUCUCUACCCAGCUGUGUCAAUGGAGAACAGAGAAAAAGAACCCCACAUUGACUCAUGUGCUGACACUCUUCCUGGAUUUGGUUCCCAUGAUGUAAUUAUUGAGACUCCCGAUCAUGCUAUGACUUUGGCUAUCAUGCCCGACUUGAAUAUAUUUGAUGUUUUAUGUGCAUAUAGAACAAGAAUCCAACAGCUUGCCGGUAAUCUGCACAUCAAAUACAUUCAGGUAUUCAAAAACCAUGGGGAAACAGCAGGAGCAUCGAUGAAGCAUUCUCAUAGUCAGAUCAUUGCCCUUCCCAUUGUCCCAAGCAAUGUGGUUACCCGGCUCAACAAUGCCAAGGAAUAUUUUACCAGGACGAUGAAGUGCAAUCUUUGUGAGUACUUGAGCAGCGAGAUUCGGUCCAGAAAUUUGUUGCUAGAAGAAUCUUCCCACUUCAUUUCAUUUGUUCCUUUUGCAGCUUCAUUUCCUUUCGAGACUUGGAUUGCUCCUAAGGAGCAUGCUUCGCGUUAUGAGCAGAUAGAAGAUGAACAGGAUGCCGAUUAUUCUCAAUGUGCACCCUUGGGCGAUCAUGAAACCCUUGCAGCAGCUUGGGAGAGGAUCAAACAGCAGAGGCGCAAAUGGACGCCCGAGAUAAGAGCUGAAGUUAAAGCAGCCCUCCUAGCAGAACACAAACAUCUAACUAAAACAAAGACAGAACAACAAAACCCCCAAAACAUAAAAGAAACUGUUCAGACUUCAAGAAAAACAAAAGAACCAAUCUUGCUUACCACCAUAGUAGCUGAGCCAGUUCAUGUUCCUGUUGUAACUAAACUAGAUCCACCAAUUGUUCAACGAGAGCCUACUCCAGGCUACAGACUUCUAUCCUAUAUUGAACUUCCUGAUCAGGAGGAGCCCAUUACGGGCAGUGAGUGCAGUGAAGACAAUGAGAACAACUCUUAGAUAGGAUGUUUAUAUAUCAAUGUAAAUACAAUUUUGGUUUGAACUUGUUAAAUCCAAUGUAAACAUAAUUUUGGAAAAAAAAAAACAAACAUUUUUGUUGUGUAA
Cryptomeria japonica (Japanese cedar) is the source of this 1433-nucleotide messenger RNA. Its product is annotated as ADP-glucose phosphorylase. Gene Ontology annotation, biological process: beta-D-galactose catabolic process via UDP-galactose, Leloir pathway. The coding region runs from base 45 to 1328 and encodes 427 amino acids. Gene Ontology annotation, molecular function: UDP-glucose:hexose-1-phosphate uridylyltransferase activity; zinc ion binding. The record is from RefSeq and is a predicted model, not a curated record. NCBI's taxonomy places the organism in Eukaryota, Viridiplantae, Streptophyta, Pinopsida, Cupressales, Cupressaceae. The transcript has 3 exons.